UACUUGUGGUCGUACACGCAUCCCUGUUUUAGGAAAACUUCGGACUUUUGAAAGUGGUUCCCUAAGACGGAUUCCUCUUAGAAACUUCUCAGAAACACCGGCGUAUUUUGCUUCAAAGGAUUGUGCGAGCAAGGAUGGUUCUGGAGAUGGAAGCAAGUCUGUCGGUGAGGGAGGUGGUAAAAAGUCAAGCUCUGGAAGCUCUGGGAAAGGAGGAAACCAGCUGCGCUGCCCAAAGUGUGGUGACUUGUGCACGCACGUGGAGACCUUUGUGUCUUCCACUCGUUUUGUGAAGUGUGAAAAGUGCCACCAUUUUUUUGUCGUGCUGUCAGAGGCAGAUACAAAAAAGAGCAUCAUUAAAGAGCCCGAGUCGGCAGCAGAAGCUGUGAAACUGGCAUUCCAGCAGAAGCCACCACCUCCACCGAAAAAGAUUUAUAACUACCUCGACAAAUACGUUGUUGGUCAGUGUUUUGCCAAGAAGGUGCUUUCAGUUGCUGUGUACAAUCAUUACAAGAGAAUCUACAAUAAUAUCCCAGCUAACCUGAGGCAGCAAGCAGAAGUUGAAAAGCAGACUUCUUUAACACCCAGAGAAUUAGAAAUCAGAAGACGGGAGGAUGAGUACAGAUUUACAAAGCUACUGCAGAUUGCUGGAAUCAGUCCACACGGUAAUGCUUUGGGAGCAUCAAUGCAGCAACAAAUGAACCAGCAGAUACCUCAGGAAAAACGGGGAGGAGAAGUGUUAGAUUCACCCAAUGACGACAUAAAACUUGAAAAAAGUAAUAUUUUGCUGCUUGGACCAACUGGAUCAGGUAAAACCUUGCUGGCUCAGACUCUAGCUAAAUGCCUAGAUGUACCUUUUGCCAUCUGUGACUGUACUACCUUGACUCAAGCUGGCUAUGUGGGUGAAGACAUUGAAUCUGUCAUUGCAAAACUCCUGCAAGAUGCCAACUACAACGUAGAAAAAGCUCAGCAAGGGAUUGUUUUUCUGGAUGAAGUAGAUAAGAUCGGCAGCGUUCCCGGUAUUCAUCAGUUACGGGAUGUCGGAGGAGAAGGUGUUCAGCAAGGCUUGUUAAAAUUACUGGAAGGCACAAUAGUAAACGUUCCAGAAAAGAAUUCUCGUAAACUACGUGGAGAAACGGUGCAGGUUGACACAACAAACAUCCUCUUUGUGGCCUCUGGGGCUUUUAAUGGUCUUGACAGAAUUAUCAGCAGGAGGAAAAAUGAGAAAUAUCUAGGGUUUGGGACUCCAUCCAAUCUGGGAAAAGGCAGAAGGGCUGCAGCAGCAGCUGACCUUGCGAAUAUAAGCGGCGAGUCGGAUCCACAUGAAGAUAUUGAAGAAAAGGAUCGCUUGCUGCGGCAUGUGGAAGCCAGAGAUCUCAUCGAGUUUGGCAUGAUUCCUGAGUUUGUGGGACGUUUGCCUGUCGUGGUUCCUCUGCACAGCCUCGAUGAGAAAACCCUUGUCCGGAUUCUUACUGAGCCACGGAAUGCUGUGGUUCCUCAAUACCAGGCGCUGUUCAGCAUGGAUAAGUGUGAAUUAAAUGUAACCGAAGAUGCAUUGAAGGCUAUAGCCAGACUGGCCCUGGACAGAAAAACUGGUGCAAGAGGCCUUCGCUCUAUAAUGGAAAAGCUGUUGCUGGAGCCCAUGUUUGAAGUGCCCAAUUCUGACAUUGUAUGCGUGGAAGUUGACAAAGAUGUUGUAGAAGGCAAAAAAGAGCCGGGAUACAUUAGGGCUCCCACUAAAGAUUCGUCUGAAGAAGAAUACGACUCUGGCGUGGAGGAGGAAGGCUGGCCUCGACAAGCAGACGCGGCAAACCAUUAAAUACUGUCGAACGCUCACCCGCAUAAAGCGCACGUGGUUCUUUCCUUACGAUUGCCUCUGGCUUCAGCGCGAUCCUAAAGGCGUCGGAUCUCUCUCGGCUAUGAUACGUGAUGAGGAACUUUUAUUAGCUAAAUCAGAUCGUGUAUUUUAUUGCAACAUCACAUUGAUUUAUUGGAUGGACAUUGUGUGGACUGGGACGGCAUAAUGUUCAGAGAUGAAUUGUACAUGACACUUGUUCAAUUAAAAUGUAUAGCAAAUACAGCAGCACCCGGAUUGCUCGUUGUAGGAACUAAACCAGCGAUGCAGGUGCUGCCAGUAGUUAGAUUUUACUAUAAUAUUACUCUACAAAUGGGAAAUCAAGAUUAACAAUUAGUAGAGGGGGAAUA
Messenger RNA from Leptosomus discolor (cuckoo roller), 2202 nucleotides. NCBI's taxonomy places the organism in Eukaryota, Metazoa, Chordata, Aves, Leptosomiformes, Leptosomidae. The record is from RefSeq and is a predicted model, not a curated record.